AUGUUGACCCGGCUCUUCGCUGGGUUCUUCGACGCUAGUCCGCUGGCCCUUGUCCUGGCAGUAUUCACCGGUAUUUACAAUAAUCGUCACCGCGGCGUGGCCAUCGCCAUGUUUGCCAUGGCCGUGUUCGUUGGGUCAUUUGCAUCCCCCUUCACGGGGGGCUUUAUUACCAUGAGUAACUUCCACUGGCGAUGGACCAUGUACAUCGCUGCCAUUAUGGGUUUCUUCGGAUCGGCAGUAUUGCUCUGCUUCUUUCGAGAAAUCCAUGCGAAACAAGAUGAGGUCGAGGUUGAUUUCAACCACUGGAUCACCGUAAACUUCAGCCGACCCUUCCACAUCUGGUUCACCGAGCCUGUUGCGUUCUUGGUGACGUUGUACACGUCUUUCAUCUACGGGCUGAUGUAUGCGUUGCUAGGGGCAUAUCCCGUCGUAUCUCAGCAGAUCCAUGGGAUGAACUUGGGAGUCGGGAGCCUGCCGUUCAUCGGGUUAAUCACUGGCGAGUUUGCGGGGGCUGCAUACACCCUCCUCAGUCACCCGGCAUAUACGAAGAGAUUAGUAGCCAAUAACGAUAUCCCAGUGCCGGAAUGGCGAUUAUCCCCGGUGAUUGUGGGCUGA
Messenger RNA from Aspergillus bombycis, 615 nucleotides. RefSeq names its product MFS multidrug transporter. Gene Ontology annotation, biological process: transmembrane transport. Lineage: Eukaryota; Fungi; Ascomycota; Eurotiomycetes; Eurotiales; Aspergillaceae. The transcript has a single exon. The coding region runs from base 1 to 615 and encodes 204 amino acids. The record is from RefSeq and is a predicted model, not a curated record. Gene Ontology annotation, molecular function: transmembrane transporter activity.